This is a messenger RNA of Cariama cristata (Red-legged seriema), 841 nucleotides long. Its product is annotated as long-chain-fatty-acid--CoA ligase 5-like. The transcript has 6 exons. Gene Ontology annotation, molecular function: arachidonate-CoA ligase activity. The record is from RefSeq and is a predicted model, not a curated record. The annotation marks the transcript as partial. Lineage: Eukaryota; Metazoa; Chordata; Aves; Cariamiformes; Cariamidae. Gene Ontology annotation, cellular component: endoplasmic reticulum; mitochondrion; membrane. Gene Ontology annotation, biological process: long-chain fatty acid metabolic process.
GCCAUGUUGGAGCCCCUCUGGCUUGUAACAUCAUAAAACUAGAUGAUGUGGAAGAAAUGAACUACUUCUCUUCUAACAACGAAGGCGAGGUCUGCAUUAAAGGACCAAAUGUGUUCAAGGGUUAUCUGAAGGACCCUGAGAAGACAGCAGAAGCAAUUGAUAAAGAUGGCUGGCUCCACACUGGAGACAUAGGGAAAUGGUUGCCAAAUGGAACACUGAAGAUCAUCGAUAGGAAGAAGAAUAUAUUUAAACUUGCACAAGGAGAAUACAUUGCUCCAGAGAAGAUAGAAAAUAUCUAUAUCAGAAGUGCUCCUGUAGCCCAGGUCUUUGUACACGGGGAAAGCCUAAGGUCUUUUCUAAUAGGUAUAGUGGUACCUGAUCCUGAGACGCUUCCAGAAUUUGCAGCAAAACUGGGAGUAAAAGGUUCAUAUGAAGAUGUCUGCAAAAAUCCAGCAGUGAAGAAAGCUAUUUUAGAAGAUAUGGUCAGAUUGGGGAAAGAGGCUGGCCUUAAAUCCUUUGAACAAGUUAAAGACCUGUACAUCCACACAGAGCUGUUCUCUGUAGAAAACGGACUCCUGACACCAACACUGAAAGCAAAGCGAGCAGAGGUGGUUAAACUCUUCAAGAAGCAGAUUGAGGCCCUCUAUUCAAGUAUGCAGGAAUAAGUGGCCAGUUUAAUUUAAACUGCAUGGAGUAUCCAAACAAAUCUGACACUAUAUGACCUAUGAAGAACACAAGCAUGAGUGGAGGGGAGCAAGGAGAACUUAAAUAUAUUGUUUCUGAUAUCCUGAGAAAAAUUACUUUCAGGUGAAGAUGGCUAUAGUAUAACUGACAACUGGCA